AUGGCGGUAGGAAGGAUGCGAAGAGCGCCAGAUAGCGGCGUAGCAAACGCAGUGUCCAGCAUCAUCGAGCACCAAAAGUUCAAAAAAAUGCUCGUCUUCGGACUGAGGUCGCUCUCAGACCUGUGUAACCCGUCACUGCAGUUGUACAUGGAAAACGCAGUGGACGCAAUGAACAGAAACGUGGUAACAGGAAUACUGAGCGCAGUACAGAACUUUGGAGACGACGAGGACCUGAUUCUGUGCUCGAGCAUCAUCAUGGCAGCAAUGUCAGAGGGAUGCGUGGAGUACAAGGAUGACCCGUCGGUGGUGAAAAAGCUGGUUACUGACGGAGGCCCGAAGGUGGUGGAGAAGAUUCUUGAAACGAACCCGAACGACGAGGACGUCCUGGACAACUGUUUCAAGUUCCUGGAAAACGUAUCGUCACUAAACGUCCUGUCAAACAAAGGAGUAGAGUUUGUUCCACACCUGUGUGCGUCGUUGGGGAGCGUGAAGACGCUCCCAGUGGCAAACAGGCUGGUGCUGUGCCUGGCAAACCUGUCCCAGGGAAAUGAAGUUAGCGUAGCACUGAAGACAAAUCAGGGAGUGCAGUCACUGCUGGACAUGUGCAACAAGUUCGUAGCAGCAGACAACACGGGAACCUUGCCGCUGGUGGAAAAUUGCUUCAGAGUGUUGAAGUCGCUCUCACAACUUAACCUGAUCGAGCAGCCGAACCUCGAGGGAGUGAUCAUGCUGAUAGAAGCAAGCAAGGAUUCGAACCUGGUUUUGAGCAGAGCAAGCGACGUUAUUAAAUCAGUAGUGGACACGACGAAGCUGAGCAACAGCCUUUCAGUCCUGGAAAAGAGCCAGUACGAAGCACCUGAGUACAAAGUGGCAGUCAACACACUGAGGUGCCUGUCAUACAUUUCAACGAUCCCGGACACACUCGCGAAGGGAGGAGUUAUUCCAAUAUUAGUGAACCUAGUGAAAAAUAGCGCAGCCAAGCUGAGCACGAAUGGAGAGCAGAUCGUGGAGGUGUUGUUUGGAGCGUCGCGCAUGCUCGCAUCAAUAUCAGCAAGCAGCACGGAGUACGGUAAGCAGGUGUUAUCAAGCAAGGGCCUAGAUGUCCUGGUCAACGCGCUUUCGCAGAGUUCGGCGCACCCUAGAGCAGUGUGCGGAAUAUCGUCUGCGCUUUUGCAACUGCUGAAGUACGAGCCGAACUCGUUCGGCAAUGCAGUCUCAGUGGCGCUUCCAAUACUGUACCAGCUGUCGGAAGAUCAGACGGUGUCAGCAUCACUGGUGGAGUUCCUAUCAGCGUCGAGCCAAUACUCGGAGCUGGAGAUGAUCUUCGUGCAGAACAAGGUGCUGGAGAUACUGAGCACAUGCUGCCAGUACCACACGUCGAACCUGCCGUACCAGUUCAACGUGGUCUCGAUACUGAACAGAUUUAGCCGCUUCGUGGAAAACCUGAAGCUGGUUUCAGAGUACGGAGGCCUGCAGGGGAUAACCUAUUCUCUGGCGGAAAACUACAAGGACCCGAAGUACUGCUUGGAGGUGCUGAAUCUCCUGUCAGUCUUCUCAGCAACUACCAACGCAAGCCAAUACCUGACGACGGGGGACUACCUGGUGGCAGACGUGAUCCUGGAGCUGAUGCUGCACUACAAGGACAACGAGGCAGUGAUAGAGCUCUCAGUGAAGAUCCUGGAGGUGCUCCUGACGGAAAAGGACGUGGAAAAGUACGCGCAGCAGCUGCUGAAGGUGCUGCCGAACUCAGUGCAGGACCCAGAAGACACAUUCAAGGCACUGGCAGCACUGACAGGGCUGCACAAAAUAUCGAGACUGCGCCCGCACCUUUCGAAGUACAACGUCCUGACGAACGUGAUGAAGGCAGUAACGGAGUGGGUGGACGUGAACAAGGGAGGAGAAUGGGUGAAGCAGAGAACGAAUCUGACAAAAGCAGCACUCUCCUGCGUAGUAGUGUGCGAAAACAGAGAAAGCAUGCAGGAGAUGCUGCUGACAGUGAGCGAGUUGGCGUGUCUGCCGCAGGUGAAAAAGGUUAUUGACCUGGAGCCGACAGAGGACAACUUCCUGCUUCACUGCACAGGAGCAAUGGUAACCCUGUGCGGAAUGGAGAGGCAGUACGAAGAGGAGGAGAUGCACCAAGCAGUGGAAAGCAUAAACAGAGUGAUGAAGAGACACCAGGACGUGCGCCAAGCCCAGGCGUCGCUGCUGGAGGCUCUGAAUAAGCUGAUCGAGCAGGCAGAGAAGUUGUGCAUAGUAGCGCUCCUGACGACAGCAUGCCUCGCAGGAAUCGUUAAUUACCUGAGCAGCGUGCCGAUGUACCUAAACUUGCAGCUCCUGGGAAUAGGGCUGAUCUACAAGUGCUCGCAGCUGGACGAGGAAGUCCUCGAGGUCCUGAAGAAGUGCAACUGCUUCCAGCUGCUGAGAGUGGUGAACAGGAUGCACACGAAGAGCAAGAAGCUGAGAGCAAUGGUAGGAUCACUAAUAUCGCUCCUGAUGCCAGCAGACGCACUGGAAACGGAGCUUGACCAGCUGUUGAAGGACCUGACCAACUACGUUAACGACAAGGACUACGAGGGUGUGCACACGUGCCUAGUGUCAAUAAACCAGCUCCUGGUGUCGAAGGACGCAGUCAAGGUGGCAGUGAAGCUGAACAUGGCGCCGCCGCUGAUGGAGGCCUUCAAUUUCACGCUCAAAAACAGCGCACUGUUCAACUCGGGAGGAGAGAACUUGUUCGAGCAGACGCUCCUGGAGCUGUCGCUGGCGGGAACGAACAUGCUGAACAGCAGAAUAGGUCUGGUGUACGCAACGAAGAAUAACUUCGUCUCAUUCUUCCUGACGCUGUUUGCGACUUCAGCAAGUAACCAGAAGGGAGUCUUCGAAGAUGGAGUGGUAAACUCUCUGGACGCCCUGGUGACGCUGUUCAAGCACGACGUGGCGAACAUUGACGUGGCCUUCAAGGAGGACCUCCUGGCGAAGCUCUCAACCUGCUUCACGAAGGUGCUGAACAGCCCGAACAUCGUGUCCUCGAUGUGCAAGUGUCUGGGCGCACUGUGCGCAAGCCCAGGAAAGGUGGACAAGCUGCUCAACAACUCGGACUUCCUGAAGUUCUCGAACUACCUGGUCAACAACCUGGACCACUCAGCAAGCGACUUUAGCUCAGUGCUCACGUCGCUCACAGCACUCGACGAGCUCCUGAGUACAAAGUACCAGCCGCUUAUCGAGUACUUUGACAACAACACGAAGGUGCUGCCGAACCUGUUCACGCUGCUGGACGUGUGCUACAAUAACCCGGAAGCAGUCGCGAAGGUGUGCAGCCUGAUCUCGUACUUCGAUAAGAAGCUGACGCUUAAGAGAUUGACGGACCUGAGGAAGUUCCUGGAAGUGGUGUCUAAGGCGCUCACGACGAACAAGGGAGACGCGGAUGCAGUAGUCGCGCUGCUGACGCUCCUGGUGCAGCUGCUGGACGACUCCAACAAGGAGGUGUUCAAGGGCACGAGCGUAGUGGAAAGCAUUUCGAGCGUGAUGAUGCUGCACUUCGAAAACGACACGGUGACGAAGCUCGGAGGAGUGCUGUUCGGCUUCCUGGGAGCGGAGGUGCAAAUAAGCGCAAUGAUGAGGAACGUAAUCAAGAUCGUGGAGACGAAGGAGGAGAACAUGGGCCAGAAAGUGGAUAAGCUGUGCCUGCUCCUGUCCAUGUACCUGAGUAGCAGCCUGAAGAACAGAGGAGAGGCGCUGAAGCACACGGAGCCGUUCCUGACGAGUCUGAACCAGUGCGUGUCGUACCUGGCAGAUAACAGCAACCUGGUCUUCAGCACGAGCUGCGUGUCAAGAAAGCUCUGCGACUCAGCCUUCGAAGAUCACGAGGACUCGUUCGGAGCAUGGGCAGUGACCAGCACGAGCAACAUGUCGACAAUAGCGUCGCUGGUGAAGACGGAGUACGGCUACAGCAACGCAAAGUUCCUGACGCACGCAUUCAGAGUCUUCACGGCCUGCGUGUACAACAAGUACACAGCAGAAACGAUGCUGGCAGAGUCAGAAGGGCUGAUGGUGAAGACAGUACAGGUCCUGGAGAGGUACCAGGAGAACGCAGAGCUGGUGUCGAACGUGCUGGAAUAUCUGCUAUACCUGUCGAACGCAGCGGUGGUGCCGGAAUCGAGUCCGAAUACAGUGCUGACCGGAGUGAGCAUAGUGCUGAGUAACGUGGGAGGACCAGUGGAGCUGGUGACGAACACGAUGAUGGCGAACAAGGCUAACGACGCACUGGUGAUACUGGGACUGAAGCUGCUGUCAAACCUGGUGAGCGCCAGCACUGAGUUGGAUAAAAAGGAGGUAGCCAGCAGCCUGGAGACUUGCGAACGCCUAUGCAAAAUUACCCCAAAAACAUCACAGUCAGAAACACCAGAACAAAAGAAGAGUGCCGAAAACAGGUACAGCUACUACCUUCAAUACUUUAACUCGGCGUUCUCUAACGGGUACCUUGAAGGUCAAAUGACAGGAGACAGAGUAGUGAAUAUGCUCUUGCUGUUCGAGGCAAACGGAAUGGAAAACGUGAAGCCGGUGCCAUACGCACUGUUCGUGUUGAACGCAGCAGUAUCAGACCUGUUGGGAACACUGGAGAAGAUGGGAGGAGUGCGCAGCCUAAUAGACAUGUUCGAGAAGCUACUGUUUAACAACAAGCCGCUGUCGAGAGAGGAGCUGAUAGAACUGCUGACAGGAAUUAACGACUCCAUGACCAGAGACCCUCUGAAGGCAGUGCUGGUGCUGAAGGACCUGCUGCCAAGGCUGCUUAAAACAAACGAGGAGCUGCUGACAACGGACAAGGAAGUAGUGGACUUGCUGCUGACAGGGCUGGUAACAGGAGCGCAAGUUAAGGGCGUGGGAAGAAUACUGCACAGCGUAGAGUACCUUAUUAAGUACCUGGAAACAGUAAAGAAACUAAGUCCGGAACUGGUGAAGACGCUGCUGGACCUGAUGAACAAGGACCUCCCGAAAAAGAAGACGUGCCAAACAGUGUACGAGAACCUGCAGGAGUUGCUCGGAGUAGAUGGGUCGUCGGAGGCGGAGCCGACAAACUACUCACCGGUAACGCUGAAGGACGUGCUGCUGAUGGAAGAUUACAAGUUCGUCCUGGAAUCACUGUCGAAGUAUAACUCUAGAGUGCUCAAGGGAUCAGAGGCGGAAGCGAAGGACUUCGGGUUCGGGUGCAAAUGCGUGGACCUGUGGUCGAAGUGCGCCGAAAACCCUGAGGUCAUGGCAAAGACGGCGCUGACAGCAGUGAUGAUAUCAGCAAUGGGUAAGCAGACGGACCUGCUGAUGCUGGACUCGCUGGUGCAGUCGAUGUGCACGUGCUGUAAGACGAAGGACCAGCUUUUGCAAUUCGUGUCAAACAAGGAGCUCGUGUCAACAGUAGACCACUUCCUAGUGAAGGUGUACCAGAGAAGGCUGGUGACAACGGGCUCGGGAGCAGAUGAGAAGACUGAAAAUCUGGCCUACGAAAACGUGCUCUUCAACACGAUGCUCCUGGUGGACCUGACGGCAGUAAACAGGAAGGUGUACCUGAAGACGAACGUAAUACCGAGCCUGAUGGACGUGUGGAGCCUGUACGAGCAGGGCAAGUACUCGAAUCAGAAGAUACUGAGGCAGGUGUUCCGCAGCCUGAGAAAGGUGGUUUCAGAAGAGAACGUACAGCUGAUGAUGAAGUGCAAGCUGGUGUCAAGAGUAAACAAAAUAUUCUCAGAGCUUAUAUCAACGAAGGAACAAAAGAAGUCAACACAAGUGUCAGCGACAGGAAUCAGCAAUCUUAACGAGGCAAUGAUACCGGACGCACUGUUCCUUAUAGGAAGCAUGGCAAUCAUACUGGAGAUAAAGGAGGAAAUCGUCAACAUACUGCUGCUGGAUAAAAUCAUUGAGUUGCUCGAAAGAUACAUAAAGAUGGGAAGCAGCAACGCAAUAGUGACCAACUGUUGCCUGGCGCUGGCGAACAUUUGCGUGGACUACAAGCCGGCAUCGGACAAGUUCAUGGCAAUGAAGGGACCACAGUUGAACCUGGACGCGUUCGUCAACUUCAAGUCGAGCUACGAAGUAAUCAACGGAGCGUCGAUCCUGCUGUGCAACGUGCUGUACAAGAAUGACAGGCUGAAGGAGAUAUACGGCAAAAACGGAACACCAGCAGCACUGGUAGAGUGCCUGUUGAACUUCGUAAGCGCAACUGACGCAACGGGUUUGAGGUGCAUGGAGUCGCUGUUCAAGGCGGUGUCAAAUCUGGGCCUGUUUGCAAAGAAUCUGCAAUACUUUGUUGAGGCGCAAAUGGAAACGGCAUACAAGAAGUGGCUGACCAAGGUCACACACACUGCAAACUAUGACAUGCAACUGGUGAGAGUGGGAUUGAACUGCCUGAGUAACCUGGUGGUGGAGAAAAACCAGGACUACAUGAAGAAGUUCGGAGUGUUCAUGGAGGACCUGGUGCUGCUACUCAACCUGGACGUCGGAGACCCGAAGCUGGUGUUCCUGACUCUCGACAUACUGAACAACCUUUGCAGAAGCAAGGACAACUGCGUCAAAUUCAUAGACCUCGACGGAAUAUUCGCAGCAGUGAAGAACAUGAGGAAGAUGAACUACGAUUUGGAAGUGAUAGUAACGGGAAUACACCUGUUCAGCCACCUGGCGUUCGACAACGGCACUGUCAAGUUGCUGGAGAUUGACAUAUUCUCCUUCCUCCUGGAGAUACUGACGCAGGCGACGGAGAUCAACGACGUGCUCAUAAGCAGUUUGCGCUGCCUGAGGAGGCUGAUCCAGAGCCCAGAGAUGGUGUACCUGCUCUGCUCGCAGGACGGCCUCGACACGCUGAUCAAAUGUAGCAACAGAAUGAAGGACCAGAGCAGCGUCCUGGUGGAGUCAAUCCGCGUAGUGCUGGGCAUGCUGUACUACACAGACCCGUACGCGAAGACUAGCGGAUACGUGUCCGGAGGAGCCCAGAAGACUCCGCUCCCACAAGCCACUGACGAUGCCAGUACUGUUAUGGGAAGCGAUUCGGACGAGGACAUGGGCUGGGAGAACAUUGGAAUGAACGUGAACAACAUCAUCGACAUCAUCAAGUUCAGCUGCCACGUAGCGAAGCUGGAAUCGUGCGUCAAAAUGUCAAGGCUGCAGUCGUCAGUAAUUUCGAUCUGCGUCUACUUCAUGUCAUGCGGACUCUGCGGAGAGGAGCUGGCGCUGAACGGGUUCUCGAACAUACUGUGCAGCUUCGUCACGAGCUUCUGCCAGGGAAACGCAAGUCUGAGUCUUCUGGCAGUGUCGGCGCUGGAGGCGAGUCUGAACUACCCUCUGGACCUGAGGUCGAACAUAGUGACCAAGGAAGUCCUGAAGAAAUACAGAGACCUGUCGCACGUGAUAUCAGACAAGCAACUGAAGGCCAGGUGCUCGAAGCUCCUGGAACUAGUGGGCGACAGUGAAAUUCCAUCAAAAGAAAUACAUAAAUUCGAUUUGGCAAUAAGCGACUGGAACGUGGAUCCAUACCCGAACGGAGUGCACGACUUGGCAGAGUCAAUGAAGGAAUUUUUGAGAACGGGAGGAAAAUUCCAACUCGUAGUACCAACAACAGAUAGCACAAAGAAGAAGCCGAAGAAAGGAAAGGAAUUUGAGCACACAUGGAGAGCAAGCCAGGACCUGUCAAACCUCGAGUGGAUCUUUGAUCCGACUCAGGAAAAAAACAAGAUAGCCUUCAUGAGAGUGCGCAACAUAUCGAGAGGACUUAAACACGACCUUCUGAUCAAGGCCAACGAGAAGGACUACAAGAGAAUAACAAACCAAAACACGCUCGUGCUCCUGGGCUCGGCAACUGACGAGUACCCGCAGGGAUUCGCCCUUCCCAUGGUGUUCAAGAGCAACAAGGACCGCGAACUUGUGGCCGAGGCGUUCAUCCAAUGGCGUGACGCAGCCUCAUACAACUAG
Theileria orientalis strain Shintoku is the source of this 7950-nucleotide messenger RNA. RefSeq lists its product as uncharacterized. NCBI's taxonomy places the organism in Eukaryota, Apicomplexa, Aconoidasida, Piroplasmida, Theileriidae. Gene Ontology annotation, molecular function: protein binding. The record is from RefSeq and is a predicted model, not a curated record. The coding region runs from base 1 to 7950 and encodes 2649 amino acids. The transcript is spliced from 6 exons.